CUAAUUGUCAUUUUCAAAUAAAUGUUAUUAAAAACAUUUCAAGUUACGAUUUUGGUUUUGUUGCUAGAAAAAGUUAAAAGGAAACAUUUCAGGAAAAUGUCGGCUGCAUUUCGAUUAGCAAAGAAAAAGUAUACGCAGCAAGAUUUGCGGCGAAUUAUGAAUGAAACUAGAGCAGGAUCUGGGAAACAGACUGAAGCAUCCACGAGGAAAAUUGAUUCUCCACUGGCAAAAUAUAACGAAGCUGGUCAACUCACCUGCGCUUUGUGCCGAUCUGUUGUCCGUUCGGAGGCAGUAUGGAAGGUUCACAUCAAUUCGAAACAACACAAAGAAAAUAUCGAGGAAGCUAAAAAACUGAAAGAAAAAUCGGCCCAAUCGGCAGCUGCUGAUUCUGCAAAAGCACAGCCAAACCCGCAAUCUGUUCCGAAAACACUUACAUCUGGACCAUCUCCGAUUGCGACCUCCUUUAAGCGUCCAUCUUCGCCUUCUUCCAACUCAAAUGCUAGUAGUAAUAAGAAACAGAAAGGAAUUCUCAAAAAUUCGAAUCAGGAUUUGAAGCAUUCGGACAAGAACGACCUUCCGGAGGAUUUUUUUGAUUCGGGUGCGACAAUACAAAAAGAUCUUGUCAACAUUCGACUUCCGAGCAGUAGUAGGUUAAACGAGGAUAAGAAUGUGGCCGAGGCAGUUCCAGAGGAAUGCCCACCGGAAGAAGAAAAAAUCCCCGAAGGUUUCUUUGACGAUCCGAAAGCAGACGCCAAAGCGCGAAACAUUGAGUACAGGGAUCCCAACGAUGAAGAGUGGGACCGCUUUCAGAAAGAAAUCAAGGAAGCAACUACCGAAUCGAUGGCCAUCAUCAGUGAGGAACAGGAAGAGUCUACGGUCGAGCGACAAAUCAGUGAAAUCGAUGAACAGAUUCGUAACUGGUCACGGGUGUUGAGUUUGGAGAAGAAAAAGGAUGAAGUAAGGUGCAAAACGGCUACGGCACUGGAAGCCGGCGAACGGAUGCUCAAGGUGAAAAAGGAAAAGCAAGACCACGAAAGCGAAGAUGAGGAUGAUGAUGAGGCCGGGGAUUUCGACGAGUUUCCUGAUUGGCGAGCGAAGAAGUCCUUCAAGUGAUUGUUGUUUUUAAGCGCUUGGGAGGUGUUAUAUAAGGUAUAUGUUUAAUAAA
Messenger RNA from Malaya genurostris, 1165 nucleotides. Its product is annotated as zinc finger protein 830. The coding region runs from base 22 to 1113 and encodes 363 amino acids. Lineage: Eukaryota; Metazoa; Arthropoda; Insecta; Diptera; Culicidae. Gene Ontology annotation, molecular function: zinc ion binding; nucleic acid binding. The transcript is spliced from 2 exons. Gene Ontology annotation, biological process: nuclear DNA replication; mitotic DNA damage checkpoint signaling; mitotic DNA replication checkpoint signaling. Gene Ontology annotation, cellular component: nucleus; spliceosomal complex. The record is from RefSeq and is a predicted model, not a curated record.